AUGACUCAUGAGCAGUGGCGGAGCCACAAUGGGGUCAGUGGGGUCGCACAACCUCUUGGAAGCCAUGAAAAUAAGCUUAGAGGUCCCUUGGAGCUGCUGAUGCGACCUCUUGGAGCUGCACACCAAGUGGUCGACGAAAUGACUGAAAGAACGAAGGGUUUGCAGCCUGAAGAAGAAGGCUAA
This is a messenger RNA of Prunus armeniaca (apricot), 183 nucleotides long. NCBI's taxonomy places the organism in Eukaryota, Viridiplantae, Streptophyta, Magnoliopsida, Rosales, Rosaceae. The record is from the annotation of a GenBank genome assembly.